AUGGAACCAGUGGAAGCCGUAUGCGCGAUCCCGGCGCCCCCGGAGGGUGCGCGCAUUUUUCGUGCGGACGCCAACCGGACCUUCCGCAGCGAGCCGAACAGACUUGUUUGCAUCAAACUGCUUUCCUUCUCGCAGCAGAAGUUCGGCGACUACCAGCAAUCACUGGGGUACGUGGCCGGGCUACUGCUGUUGUUCUUUGAUCCAGCGACGUGCUUCAAGGUUUUGACUGUCUUGAACGACAGCCCCAAGUACUUGCCCGGCUACUGGCGCGGCGAGGCAACUGCUUGCGCAGUGGAUGGCUACGUUUGUGAGGGCUUGUUGAAGCCACACAUGCGGGCGAAGCUGAAGGAACUUGGGCUGCUACCCGAGACCUUCGUGCAGAAGUGGUUCGCGGGGCUUUGCAUCCAUCAUUUGCCAUACGGCCUCCUCUUCGACUUCUUAGACCAGUUCUUUCAACAUGGCAACAGCUUUUUGUUUCAAUUCUUCUUAGCUUUCUUUGACACCUUUGAGGCCGAAAUCAUGAGCGCUGCAAACAACCCCGAGGCCAAUAUGCUGAUCCGCUUUGAGUCGGCUCCAGAGCCACGGCUCCGCCAGGCUUUACAGGAUGCCACUGCUGAGAGAUAUGUGGCCACCAUCAAGUCGCUUGAUGUCCAUCAGUGUCGGAUUUCUGCUUUUCAGGAGGCCUUGUCCCGAAGAUUGCAGAGCGCCAAUGAAGGAAUGUGGCGUGAGGUUUGGCUCCAUCAGUUUUCUUUGAGAUCGGCCGAAGUGCAGAGUAGCCAGCAGCUGUUUCUGCCAUGGGAUGUUCUGGGAGCCAACCACAGCAACAUUGCCAACGUCAUCACCGCGACUCUGAUUGGUGAGCGAGGUAUCUUUGCUGAGAAUUGGAUUUGGCGGUUCGAGAGCUGUUGCAAGGCUGGCAUUAAUACCUCUGGAGCUAAUGCAGGGUUGGAGGCUCAGCGGCAAGUGAACUCUAUCGCUCAAGGAGACGCCAUGGAAAGGCCAUUGCAGCUGGGACUAUCAGUGAAGUGGGGCUGUAACGGACAGAAUCAACACCUGGAAAUUGGUCUAGUGCUUGCAGCGCAGUUUCGUGCCCUGGCACUUGGAGCGGCAACACCCGCAGCAACUGGAGAAGUGCAGGUGCUGACUGCAAGCAACUUUUCCACCAGCGUUCGUGAGGGCAUGGAGCAGCCGUGGUUUGUGGAAUUCUACUCUCCACACUGCGGGCACUGCAAGCGUUUGGCGUCAGUGUGGGAACAGCUGGCGAAACAGCUUGAAGGUAAGGUCGCGGUGGCCAAAGUGGAUGCCACCUACGAGGAGAGCCUGGCUGAUGAAUGGGAUGUGACAGGUUAUCCCACCUUAGUUCUGGUGGCGGGUGGAAAGCGAUACGAUUUUCGCGGUGGAAGGAGCCUCGAAGCACUGAAGUCCUUUGCGCUGGGUGGCUACCUUCAAUCGCAGGAGCCUUCAACUGAGAGUUCACCAGCGUUUGGAGGCGAACAUGUCCUGAGCCUUUCAGGCGACAUGGAAGAGGUGGUGCGGUCGUCUGCAAAAGCCAUGUUCAUCGUCUUCUACCUGCGAGGUUGUGGACACUGCAGGAGCAUGGAAAGCACCUGGGGAUCCCUAGCACUCGAACUCAAAGAUCAAGUUCAGGUGGCUAGCUUAGACGCACAACAAUUUCGACCUUUGACGGAACUGUGGCGCGUCGAGCGUUUUCCAACCAUGAAGCUGGUGGCAGGCAAUCGCGUCUAUGACUUUGAGGGAGACCGUGAAGUGGAGGACCUCAAGGCCUUUGCCCUAAAGGGCUUCUCGGCCCUGCCGGGUGAGCCCCUGCCGCCGCGGCUGAGCGAUCUGCCGAGUUCGACGGCGCAGCCAGGAGGGGCUCCGCGCUCGAAUUCCAUACAUUUGGCAGUUGGAUUCGGCCUUGGCAUGGUUUGUGCUGCUGCAGCAUGGGCCAUGUGCACAUGCUUGAGGCCAGCCAGCCCAGCGAGCUCAAAGCCCGCGGCCGAGAAAGAGGUGAAAGGCGACUGA
This is a messenger RNA of Cladocopium goreaui, 2025 nucleotides long. The record is from the annotation of a GenBank genome assembly. Lineage: Eukaryota; Dinophyceae; Suessiales; Symbiodiniaceae.